CACAUGCGUGUUUACACCAUCACCUGUCAGACGCGCACCCUCCGCUAUAUUUUCUCUCUGAAAGGAGCUGAAACACACACUCGCACUGAAGCGCCUACGGUAACCACUAACUGGACGGACUCUCUGGCAAUUGACCUUUUGCAGUGGAAUAGCGGAAUACGUCUUGAACCAUGAGCUCAGUGGCAGUGUUGACCCCGGAAAGCUUUGCGGAGCAUCGCAGUGGCCUGAAGGACCAGGAUAUGACGGGUAACAUCCACCUGUCAUCUGACGAGGCCUACAUCCCUACCUACCUGGAGGCCUUCCCUCCGCUGCCGGAGAAGGGGGCACCAGGGGAAAAGACUGGGGAGCCAGUUUCGGCGUGGGGGAGCAAGAUCAGGCCCAUCAAAGCCUCCGUCAUCACCCAGGUGUUCCACGUGCCCCUGGAGGAGCGACGCUACAAGGACAACAGCCAGUUCGGGGAAGGCGAGGAGGCCAAAGUGUGCUUGGACAUCAUGCAGCGGACGGGGGCCCACAUUGAGCUGUCCCUGGCCAAAGACCAGGGCCUGUCCAUCAUGGUCACCGGCAAACUGGACUCUGUCAUGAAGGCUCGCAAGGAAAUCGUAGCUCGUCUGCAGACGCAGGCUUCAGCUACGGUCGCCAUCCCCAAGGAGCACCAUCGUUUUGUCAUCGGUAAGAACGGUGAGAAGCUGCAGGAGCUGGAGCUGAAGACCGCCACCAAGAUCGCUAUUCCGCGUCCCGACGACCCCAGCACCAACAUCCGCAUCACUGGCACCAAGGAAGGCAUCGAGAAGGCUCGCCAUGAAAUACUUCUGAUCUCUGCUGAACAGGACAAGCGUGCGGUGGAGCGUCUGUCCCUGGAGAAGGCCUUCCACCCCUUCAUCGCAGGCGCCCACAACCGGCUGGUGCAGGAGCUGAGCCAGGAGACGGGCGCUCGCAUCAGCAUCCCUCCACCCAGCCUGCCCAAGGACGAGAUCGUCAUCACCGGGGAGAAGGAGGCCGUCGCCCUGGCGCUCAGCCGCAUCCGAGCCAUCUAUGAUGACAAGAAGAGGAAGACGACCACCAUCUCCGUGGAGGUGAAGAAGUCUCAGCAUAAGUACAUCAUAGGUCCAAAGGGCAACACCCUGCAGGAGAUCCUGGAGACCACGGGGGUGUCGGUGGAGAUGCCUCCUCUGGACUCUGGCUCGGAGACCAUCAUCCUCAGAGGGGAGCCUGACAAGCUGGGACCGGCGCUCACACAGGUGUACGCAAAGGCGAAGAGUGUGAUGGUGGUGGAGGUGACCGCUCCGGCCUGGCUGCAUCGCUUCAUCAUCGGCAAGAAAGGACAGAACAUCGGGCGGAUCACACAGCAGCUGCCACGGGUUCACAUAGAGUUCACUGACGGUGAGGAGCGCAUCAGUCUGGAGGGGCCGACAGAGGAGGUGGAACAGGCUCAGACCCAGAUACAAGAGAUCAUCAAGGACCUGCUGGUGAGGAUGGACUACACUGAAGUCAUCAUAGAUCAGCGUUUCCACAGACACCUCAUCGGAAAGAACGGAGCCAACAUCAAUCGGAUCAAGGAGCAGUACAAAGUGUCGGUACGGAUCCCCCAGGACUCUGAGCGAAGUGGCCUGGUCCGGAUCGAAGGAGACCCUAAAGGGGUCCAACUGGCACGCAGAGAGCUCAUUGAGAUGGUCCAGAGAAUGGAAAACGAGCGCACCAAAGACCUGAUCGUGGAGCAGAAGUUCCAUCGGACAAUCAUCGGGCAGAAGGGAGAAAAGAUUAAAGAAGUCCGAGACAAGUUCCCUGAGGUCAUUAUCAAUUUCCCUGACCCAGCGCAGAAGAGUGAUAUUGUCCAGCUGAGAGGGCCGAAGAACGAGGUGGAGAAAUGUGGAAAGUUCCUCCAGAAAAUCAUUGCCGACCUGAUUGAGAAUAGCUUCUCGCUCUCCGUUCCCAUCUUUAAGCAAUUUCACAAAAACAUAAUUGGUAAGGGCGGCGCCAACAUCAAAAAGAUCCGUGAAGAGACCAACACCAAGAUCGACCUGCCGACAGAGAACAGUAACUCUGAGAUGAUCGUCAUCACAGGCAAGAAGAGCAACUGUGACGCAGCCAGAGAUCGAAUCCUCGCCAUCCAGAGAGAACUGGCUAAUAUUAAGGAGACGGAGGUCGCCAUCCCUGCCAGGCUGCACAACUCUCUGAUCGGCUCCAAGGGCUGCCUCGUGCGCUCCAUCAUGGAGGACUGCGGCGGUGUCCACAUCCACUUUCCCUCCGAGGGCUCCGGCUCGGACAAGGUCACCAUCAGAGGGCCCGUCGGUGAGGUGGAGAAGGCCAAGAAACAGCUGCUGCAGCUGGCUGAAGAGAAGCAAGUCAACAACUUCACAGCUGAGCUUCAGGCAAAGCCAGAGUACCAUAAAUUCCUUAUCGGCCGUGGAGGGGCCAAUAUUCGGCGUGUGCGGGACAAAACGGGGGCCCGCAUCAUCUUCCCGUCGCCGGAUGAUAACGAGCAGGAACUGAUCACCAUUGUAGGGAAGGAGGAAGCCGUUCGUCAGGCACAGAAGGAGCUGGAAUGUCUCGUCAAAAACCUGGACGACGUGGUGGAGGACAGCAUGGUCGUAGACGUUCGCCACCACCGCCACUUUGUGUGUCGGAGAGGCCAGGUGCUGCGAGAGCUGGCUGAGGAGUACGGCGGUGUGGCCGUGAGCUUCCCUCGAACGGGAGCAAACAGUCAGCGGGUCACUCUGAAGGGAGCCAAAGACUGCGUGGAGGCCGCCAAGAAACGCAUCCAGGAGAUCAUUGAGGACCUAGAGUCCCAGGUGAGCGUGGAGGUGGCCAUCCCUCAGCGCUACCACCGAGCCAUCAUGGGGCCGAAAGGUUGCCGCAUCCAGCUCAUCACCAGGGAGCACGAGGUCCAAAUCAGGUUCCCAGAGAGAGACGACGGCACAGCAGGUCAGGAGGCUCCACCACAGGAAAACGGUGAGGUCAGUCCAGAGGCGGAGUUUGUCGCCCGCAAGUGUGACAUCAUCACCAUCGCUGGGCGUGCAGAGAAGUGUGAACCGGCGAGAGCUGCACUGCUGGCGCUGGUUCCCAUAACGGAGGACGUUGAAGUGUCUUACGAGCUGCAUCGCUACAUCAUUGGCCAGAAGGGCAGUGGGAUCAGGAAGAUGAUGGAGGAAUACGAGGUGAACAUCUGGGUGCCACAGCCAGAGAAACAGCUGGAUGUGAUCAAGGUGACGGGCCUGGUGGCCAACGUGGAGCGAGCCAAACAGGGUCUGCUAGACAGGGUCAAAGAACUGCAGGCCGAGCAGGCUGACAGGGCCCUGCGCAGUUUCAAGGUGACCAUGUCUGUAGAUCCAAAGUUCCAUCCCAAAAUCAUCGGCCGCAAAGGAGCGGUCAUCUCUCAGAUUAGGAAAGACCACGACGUCAGCAUCCAGUUCCCCGACAAAGGAGACGAGCAGCAGGUGUGUGAUCUGAUCGUGAUCUUGGGGUACGAGCGGAACGUGGAGGAGGCGAGUCAAGCCAUCAAGCAGCUGGUGGCCGAGUUGCAGGAGAUGGUGAGCCAAGAUGUUCAUCUGGACCCGAGGACCCACGCUCGCAUCAUCGGAGCCCGUGGCAAAGCCAUCCGCAAGCUGAUGGAGGAGUUCAAGGUGGAUAUCCGGUUCCCUCAGCCAGGCUCCGACGAGCCCGACAAAGUGACGGUGACGGGCCUUCCUGAGACUGUGGACAACGCCGUCGACCACCUGCUCAACCUGGAAGAGGAAUAUAUGCUCAGCGUGACUGAGACGGAGACGUUGGCAGCUUACAUGAAGCCUCCAUCUCGUUAUGGAGGAGGAGGGGGAGCAGGAGCGGAUGAUGGCAGCGGGGGUCCGGCUAAGGGCUUUGUUGUGCGGGACGCCCCGUGGAACGCUGCAGGGAACAAGGCUCCUGACAUGAGCAGUGCGGAGGACUUCCCCACGUUCGGGACAGGCGUGGCCCCGAAGCAAGCGUCCGCCUGGGGUCCCAAGAAGUUCUGAAGCCGCUCAUCUGGAGGGAAACAAAUAAACUUCUGUAUAGUAGAUGACAAGAGACAAAACACAUCUCUAAUCAAAAUUGCUGCUCGCCUUCUCUUCAGCCUCCCUUUGUCUCUGUUUCUCUGUAAAACCCUUGCACCAUCCUCCCACAACCAGCCACAAUGAAUCCUGGGAGAACAAUCCAUUCUUCUUUUUCUGAUCUGUCUCUCCUCAUAGUACCUCCCCCCUUGCACCUGAAAGAAAAAAAAAGAACAUGGAGUGCUCUCGUCAUAGUUUUGCUGUUCUUCUCUGCGUCUCGGGUUUCACCACCCCUUCCGGUCUCGCUGAAAUAUAUUUCAAAGACUUUCCCCCUUUUUUCACCUCUGACUGCCAUUCUCCUGCGCAAAAUCAGACCUAAAAAUCACCUCACCUCAUAAAUGUUUAAACUCUUCAGAGUCUGCUAAAUCAGAGAAGAGGCGUCAGAGAGCACUGUGGAAAUAUCCUGAAGCCUUC
This is a messenger RNA of Anoplopoma fimbria (sablefish), 4475 nucleotides long. RefSeq names its product high density lipoprotein binding protein b (gene hdlbpb). NCBI's taxonomy places the organism in Eukaryota, Metazoa, Chordata, Actinopteri, Perciformes, Anoplopomatidae. The record is from RefSeq and is a predicted model, not a curated record. The coding region runs from base 171 to 3986 and encodes 1271 amino acids. Gene Ontology annotation, cellular component: nucleus; cytoplasm. The transcript is spliced from 28 exons. Gene Ontology annotation, molecular function: mRNA binding.